Molecule: messenger RNA, 1126 nt
Organism: Cladocopium goreaui
Lineage: Eukaryota; Dinophyceae; Suessiales; Symbiodiniaceae
Source: the annotation of a GenBank genome assembly
CCCUCCAGAGCGGUGGCUUGUUGGUAAGAAGAGAGCCAGGCCAACUCAGUCGCAGCCAGGCCAACCACUGCCGCUGGAACGCAGUGACCGACGGCUCUUCUUCGCGGUGCUCUUUGCCCACGGCUACGCCCGGGUCUUGUCGAAGUUGGCCUCGGCACCGCUGGAGAGAGUCAAGGUGUGUUUACAGGUAGGACUUCCAGCAGGUCAACCGGGACUCAUGGCCACCCUCCAAAGCCUGAUUCGAAACCAAGGAUACCGCGGGCUCUGGAGGGGUUCGGCCACCCACGCGGCAGCGUCGAUCUUUGGAGGCUUCGCGCGCUUGAGUGCACUGAGGACAACUCAGAUGUGGAUGAUGCCGGGUGGCAAUCGGCAUUACCAGGGCUUGGAGGGCUAUGUGCGUCGCUGCUCCUUCCUCUACAUGUCAGGUGCUGGCGCGGUGACCUUGGUCUAUCCCUUAGACGCAGCCUACACCUGCCUGGCGGCCGACUCGACGGACCGCUUCCGCGGACUGCGGCACUUUCUUUCGACGACGCGACGGGAGCACGGGCUGCUGAGCCUCUACCGCGGCCUGCCGCUCUGUCUGGUGACAGCCUUGCCGUACAUCUGCAUAGCGACAGGACUCCACGACCUGUUGGCGCCGUGGUUGAUGAAGCAAAUGGGCAAUCCCCCUUCAGUGGAUCAGAAAUCCCUGCAGCCGGGUGACCUCUUUUGGCUCGUGAGACAUGGAGCACCUGCGCAUUUGUAUCCCUGGCCCUUCCGGCAUUUUGCGAUGGAUGAACAGCUGGUGAAUUUGGUGGUGGGGGCCACUUCGGGCUUCGUGGCUCAAACAGCCUGCCGGCGGAAAGACAUGCCGGAGUCCCUGAGGGAUUGUCCGGGGACCCGUUUCGCGAAACGGGUGACCUCAACAGGUGGCCCCACGAGUUUUUACCGCGGCUUGACGCUGAAUUCGCUGAAACUCUUUCCAGAGCUCAUGGCCCGGGGUACCAAGGUUACCAGGCUUGACUGGAGAUACGUGAGCCCAGAGGUACUCAGCGGAGUGUACUUUGUCAUCAAUGCGUCUGGCAAUUUCAACAAACCAGGAUUUGAAGAGUGGCACCGAUGGUUGUUGAUGACCCCACGACGAUGG